AUGGCUAGCGAGGCAGUCAACGGUAUGGACUAUAACCAGUACAGUCAGCCAGCUGAGUUGGCUGCCUCUACUCCUUCUCAUCAAGCUUCAGCAUCUCAAGGCUCGAAUGGAGCCUCUAGUCAGCAGCAGAAGGCAGAUCCACAGGAAAUUGGCUGGUACUUUGUGGAGCAGUAUUACACAACUCUCAGCAAGAGCCCGGACAAAAUACAUCUAUUCUAUAACAAGAAAUCCCAGCUCAUCACAGGAACUGAGGCUGAGAAAGUACUGCCGGCCGUUGGAUCCAAGGCAAUCAGCGAGAAGAUAAAAUCUCUCGAUAUCUCCGAUUGCAAGAUCCGAGUCCUCAAUGUCGAUUCCCAAUCCUCCUACGACAACAUCGUUGUUCAGGUCAUUGGUGAGAUGUCCAACAAGAACCAGCCACAUCACAAGUUCGUGCAAACUUUCAUCCUGGCUACACAACCCAAUGGUUACUUCGUCCUGAAUGAUAUCUUUCGCUACCUCAACGAGGAUGUGGAUGAGAUCGUCGAAGACGAACCAGUCACCGAAGAGGCAACCACCCAACCUGAGGAGGCAACAGGCGAGGUAGAGCCAGUGCCUACCCCUGCUGCCAACGAGGUUGUAGACAAUGAAGAGGCAGCCGAGCAGGUGGACAAGGAGUUGGAAACUGCUAUUGAGCAAUCUGAAGGUACUGCUGAAGAGGUCAAUGGAACAGCUGCUCCAGUCGAAGAGACGACAGAAACCGAGCCUGAGGCCGAAGUUGACACUUCUGUUGAGCCCGAGUCUGAGCCAGCUGUCGAGGAAACAGCAACCCUCGAAGAGGAGAAACCACUCGACCCAGAACCGACACCUACCGAAACUUCAGCCACAACAAGUACCACAGCUCAACCUAUCCCAGCUGCCGAUGCCGCACCAGUCAAAAAGACUUGGGCUAGCUUGGUAGGCAGCAGCAAAGCACCUGUCGUACCAGCUGUGCCACAAACUCAAGCUCCAGCCGCAGCUCCUUCACAGCCAAAGCCUAGACCUGUAUCUACCGCACAAGCUACCAAAGCCCCUGCCGAACCUACCACCGAGACAACAGCGUCCACCCCAACCUCACAGAGCAAUGGAUGGCAAGAGGCAGGCAAGAAGACCAAGCAACAAGCCAAGACCCAAGAAGGCAUCGUGCAUGCCUACAUCAAGAAUGUUAAUGACAAGAUUGAUGCACGCGUCCUCCGUGAAGUGCUCGAGAAAUUCGGCAAGCUCAAAUACUACGACGUCUCACGACCCAAGCAAUGCGCUUUUGUCGAAUUCGAAGACUCUGCUUCCUAUGCUGCUGCAGUGGCCGAGAACCCCCACCAAGUCGGCACAGAGACCAUCAAUGUCGAAGAGCGACGCCCUCGUCCAGGUACUACUGGCACUAACUUCACUCGAGGUGGGGCCCAAGCCGGACGAGGACGAGGUGGGCAACAGCAACGAAGUGGUAGCCAAGGAGCAGGAUACACCCGCGAUGCCGCUCCUCGUGGUAACUUCCAAGGCUCUCGAGGCAACAAGACCGCUGGACCAGCUCGAGGCCGAGGCCAAGCACAAGCAGCAUAG
This is a messenger RNA of Lithohypha guttulata, 1572 nucleotides long. RefSeq lists its product as uncharacterized. Bases 1 to 1572 code for a protein of 523 amino acids. Gene Ontology annotation, biological process: ribophagy; protein deubiquitination. The transcript has 3 exons. The record is from RefSeq and is a predicted model, not a curated record. Gene Ontology annotation, cellular component: ribonucleoprotein complex; Ubp3-Bre5 deubiquitination complex; cytosol. Gene Ontology annotation, molecular function: mRNA binding. Lineage: Eukaryota; Fungi; Ascomycota; Eurotiomycetes; Chaetothyriales; Trichomeriaceae.